Molecule: messenger RNA, 501 nt
Organism: Aspergillus campestris IBT 28561
Lineage: Eukaryota; Fungi; Ascomycota; Eurotiomycetes; Eurotiales; Aspergillaceae
Exons: 1
Coding region: 1-501 (166 amino acids)
Source: RefSeq, a predicted model, not a curated record
AUGGCCGUUCUUAUUGGACUCAAACUGCUAAGAGUCGCCCCUCUGAUUACCUCCACGGCUGGUCUCAUGUGCGCAUGGGACCAGCAAUUUGCCUUUUCGUCCUGGAUCGAUCGUGAAGUGCCUCAGGGGCCAGCCGGCGCGACCCUGCCGCACUGGUUUCCCGCUAUUUUCCGCCAACUCAUCUGGGUGGUCAGCAUUCUGCACCCGCUCGGGGGUGUUUUGGGCUUAUUGAACGGCAUCGGUAGCCCUGGCGCUUCGUUGGAUGACCAAACUCGGCGAUUGUACUUCGCCGGCGGAUUGUUCGCUAUCGGUCAUCUCGUCUAUGGAAAGUUCGCCAUGCGCAUUAUCGGAAGCAUCUGGGACAGCUCCCUGCCGGGCAAGACAAAUUUGAGCGCCCUGCCCCCUUGGCUGCGACUGAACUGGUGGCGCAUUCACACCAACAAUCUCCCAGCGGUUUUCCUUUUCCUCGCCGCCUUGAUCAACUCCAUCGAAACGUGCUAG